Myiozetetes cayanensis is the source of this 2948-nucleotide messenger RNA. It is a transcript of the gene REELD1, whose product is annotated as reeler domain containing 1. The transcript is spliced from 6 exons. The record is from RefSeq and is a predicted model, not a curated record. Lineage: Eukaryota; Metazoa; Chordata; Aves; Passeriformes; Tyrannidae. Bases 1443 to 2948 code for a protein of 501 amino acids. Gene Ontology annotation, molecular function: oxidoreductase activity, acting on metal ions.
GCACAGGAGGGCAGCUGGGGGUGGGAUGGGGAAAGGUGACACAGCCUGGGAAACACCCGAGGGAAAGAGCUGCUGCUCAGGGGUACUUCCAUAAGCUCGUGUGAGAAAUCAUAUCCAGCAAGAGAGGUUUAUGUGUGCCCAGAGAAGCAGCUGGCUACGGGAGGAGCAGACAUCCUGCCGCUGGUCCAACAGGGGCUGGAAUAGUUAGCAAAGGCUCCUGUGACUCCUACAAGCAUCUUCUGGUACGUAACUGGUUGGAGUGGCAGGAUGCUUGGCUGUGGAAGGUUAAACUGCAUCCAUCUGCUUGCUGCUUCAGUCCAGGCACGAACAAUUUCAUGUGCAGUGGUGGUUUGUUAGUCAGCUGGCAAGUUUCAGAAAUGCUAGAGAGGGAGGUGUACGCUAGACCUCCUCAGCCUCUGGUUUCCUCUGAUUAAUUUACAUCUACCUAUUGACUAAGUGUAAUGAAAUCUAAGGCACCAAAAAAAAAAAAGAUGUUAGAAAGCACUACAUUAAAAUCUGAACCAUCUGCCUUACAAUAUCUAUUACAACAAAUACCCUAGGCUCAUCCUUCAGCCUCACUUUCUAAAGUGCAUUUUAAAAAAUCAGAGUAACACAAUACUCCAGUUAAUCUGGAAAUGUGUUUUGUGCCAGCCACCAAAGCCGUGAGGUACUAAAGCCGCAGAAAACCAAAUAUUAAACUGUGAAUUGUGUCAAGAAAAAAAAUGCUAGUUUGGAUUAAAAACUUGAGAAUAAGGAGAAAUCUUGGUAAUAGCCAAAACUGCCACCAAGUUAUCUCAGGGUUCCAACUCUGACUUCAAAGACUGUCUUCACUACUAUCUUGUCAGCUACAGCAAGCCCUGACUGAGAAGGACAAGCCUAAAUGCUGCUGGCUGUCCACACAGGGGUCCAAUGGUCACAGGCAGCCUAGCGUGAGGGGUAGCCACGUGCUGUCAGUACAGGGACAUGGCUUUGAGAUGGCAGGCAGGGAGAGGCUCUGCUCUGGGCACCAGCCCCACAUGCAACGGGGGUCUGCAGCAGCUCUGCAGGUCUAAGGGCAGAUGUUUUCCCCAUUGAUCAGAUUGUAUGUUUGGGCUGGGAAUGGUGGAGUGUGCUGAACAUGGCUGUACAGAGCCUUCUCCUCCUCCUCCUAAAGCCCACAAGACUUUUUAGAGCAACUCUUCCCUGACUGCUCCCUCCACGGGCAACUUCACAAGAAAUACUGUGGGGCCUCUUUCCUUCCAGUCCCAACAAUUACUUUGGAAUGUGAAUGCUGUGGAUUCAGAAGUGGCUCCAGGUGCCUCAAAGAUCAUUUAUUUGCCUUUGUUUAAACCCUGUGGGAAGGGUGGUUCUCCAGAUCAGCUAAAUCAAUGGCACCAGAUGGGCUCACAGGUUGCUGAAGCCACUGCUUUGAAGUGAACCUCCACACUGUUUCUUGCUGUAGGAUGGAGGAUGGCAGGAGAGCCCCCACUGGCAUCAUUGGCUGGGCAUGCACCACCCUGUGCUUGGUCUCCUGCGCGGCCGCCUACUCGCAUGGUGCGAGCCUUUCUGCCUGCGCCGACAUGAUGCCCAGGCACCUCCGAGUGCAGCUGCACAGCCCCAACAGCAACUACGUCACUGUCCACACCAACAUGUCCUUCUACUUCCCAGGGGACAAAGUUCCAGUGACAGUGAGGAGCACCCGGGAUUAUAUGGGCUUUAUGCUCCAAGCUCGCAAAGUGUCCAACAACGAAAUCGCUGGCACAUUCAUCUUCAUGCCUCCUGGUUCCAAGCUGCUGACUUGUUUUGAAGAUGGGGACACUGUCACCCACUCGGACAAGUCACUGAAGAGAAACCUGUCCUUCAUAUGGAAAGCACCAGACCAAUCCAUUGGAGACAUCAAGUUUUUCAUCUCCAUAGUCCAGUCAUACUUUGUUUACUGGGCAAAGAUUGAAUCUGCUAUCGUGGUUCAGGGGGGGCAAAACAAGACGCAUGCUGGCAGUGGCAAGAAGCCCGACACCUCAGCCCCUGUGCCCUUGCAGGGACCAGCUGACACACACCCCCAGGUAUGGCAAGCAAAGGUAUGGGUUUGCUUCCUGCAGAGUAGUUUUACAGCUUAUUCUGUGCAAUUGUUGAACACAAGCGACCCAAACAAGCUGGGGGGACCUCCAAAGCAGCCGGCACGGACUUCACGGGCUGUGUCCAGUGGGAGCAUCAGGUCCAGAGGCCGGGCACUGAAGCCAUCCCUUCUCACCCAAGAAGCUGGCACGGUGGAUGCCUCACAAGGUUUCCUCUCCCAGAACAAUGCCUCCAGCUUCAGCACCUCUAAUGGAGCAGGAAGCAAUGCCAGCGCUGUCACCCCACGCUUGUGUUUGACGUGUACAGAUCACAGGCAGGCCAGUACCGAGAGUGGGGCCAUCUCAAAAGCCUCCCUGCAUGUGACAGCGUCUCCCUCUGCCCUGCAUGUACAUACUCAGGGUGACACUGCUGCAACCACAGCCUGGUUUGGGGAUGACAGUGCUGCUGGCAAUUUGUCCUUGGCUUCAAGGCAAAUGGCAGAAAGAGAGCUGGCACCGCAGCCAGAGGAGACUGGCACCUGGGGUGAGGAAGAGAAGGAGGCAGGUAGUAAUACCCUGCCAUGGGUGACCAGACCAGCUCCCAGAUCUGCUGUUCCCGGCAAAGGGGAAGACCUCGGCAGAGGAAGUCGACUCCUUGCAGCCCAACUCGGCAUCCUGCUGGUCUGCACGGCCGCGCUGGGCCUGGCGCUGGCAGCUGCCAUGCGCUGUGUCUGUGCCCAGCACUGCCACAAGCGGACGGAGGUGUCCUUCGGUGAGCCGGACCCCGGCAUCGCUGCCAGGGAAAACGGGCAGGCGGUGCACUUCCGAAGGAUCCGGGAGAACAGCUUCGUGCUGGUGCAAGCUGAGUACAACUGGGUCAGCCCCUCAAGCAGCGGGAAGAAGACGAUCAUCUGA